CUUUACUCACAGAUAACCUGCAUGCGUCCCAGUUAUGUAUCAUAACUCCAUCUGUUUGAUCAGCCCAGGGUGUUUUUUCUGUUUGUACUAAGCAAGUGAAACGGUUAAGUCUGAAGUUCACGGUGAAGCAGCCUGUGCGCUUUUUUCAGAGCAUUAGCCAGCUUCAUCCAAACAAAAUGGGUGUCCUUUUUGGAUUAUACAUCUUGGGGAUUAUAUUCACAGCUGUUCUUUUACUCCUUUUGGCAUCUGCCACAUAUCAUCCACUGAAAAAUUAUAUAGGAAAAUGGAACGAAAUGAGACCAAUUCCAGGAAUGCCGGGCGCUUAUCCAAUUAUUGGCAACGCACUGCAAUUUAAAACCAAUGCAGGCGAUUUUUUCAACCAGAUUAUUGAGGGCACAAAUGAAAACAGACACCUUCCUCUAGCAAAAGUUUGGGUGGGCCCAGUCCCCUUUCUGAUCUUGUAUCAUGCAGAGAAUAUUGAGGUGGUCCUCAGUAAUUCCAAACACCUUGACAAGUCAUACUCAUACACGUUCCUGCACCCCUGGCUCGGCACAGGCCUGCUCACCAGCACAGGGGAGAAGUGGCGUAACCGGCGUAAAAUGCUGACUCCAACCUUCCACUUCUCCAUCCUGUCUGACUUCCUGGAGGUGAUGAAUGAACAAACGGAUGUUUUGAUUCAAAAGAUGCAGAAGCACAUAGACGGAGAGCCAUUCAACUGCUUCAGCUACAUAACAUUAUGCGCUUUGGACAUCAUAUGUGAAACUGCAAUGGGAAAGAAGGUCUAUGCUCAGAGCAAUUCCGACUCGGAGUAUGUCCAAAGUGUCUAUAAAAUGAGUGACAUCGUCUCUAAGAGACAGAGAGCACCAUGGCUGUGGCUAGACAGGAUCUACAACAUGUUAGAAGAAGGCAAAGAACAUUCUAGAAGACUGAAGAUUCUCCAUUCCUUCACUGCAAGUAUUAUUUUUACACAAUUUUCUGUGUUUUCUUGAAGGUCAUCAAGGAGAUCGAAGUUCAUGACCUCUGGACCAGACAGUGAUUCUGACCAAGGGCCGAGGAAAAGACAGGCCUUCCUAGAUAUGCUGUUAAAAACGACUUAUGAGGAUGGACAGAAUCUGAGUCAUGAGGACAUUCAGGAGGAAGUGGACACCUUCAUGUUUGAGGGUCAUGAUACCACAGCAGCUUCAAUGAACUGGGCUUUACAUCUGAUUGGCUCCCAUCCUGAGGUCCAGAAGGCGGUGCAGGCAGAACUACAGGAAGUGUUUGGUUCGUCAGACCGCCACGUGGGGCUGGAGGACCUGAAAAAGCUGCGCUACCUGGAGUGUGUCAUUAAGGAGAGUCUGCGGAUCUUCCCCUCCGUGCCUCUGUUUGCACGCAGCAUCUGCGAGGACUGUCAGAUCAAUGGGUUCAAAGUCCCUAAAGGAGUGAAUGCUGUUAUCAUACCAUAUGCUCUUCACCGGGACCCGCGCUACUUUCCAGAACCUGAGGAAUUUCGACCGGAAAGGUUUCUGCCAGAGAACAGCAAAGGGAGGCAUCCAUAUGCGUACAUCCCUUUUUCUGCAGGGCCAAGAAACUGCAUAGGCCAGCGCUUCGCCAUGAUGGAGGAGAAGGUAAUUCUUGCUACGAUCUUGCGUCACUUUGACGUAGAGGCGUGUCAGAGCCGUGAGGAACUGCGGCCUCUGGGGGAACUCGUUCUGCGUCCCGAGAAGGGCAUUUGGAUCAAACUACAAAGGAGAACCAAAUAACUCUCACCACCAUUAAAACUUAAGGUCGCUUUAGUCCUCACAUCGCUGAUAUUCUAGAGUUGUUGUGCUGCUAGUUAUGAGCAGAUUCAAAUGCAACUUGCUUACUUCUUUGCAUUUUCUGUUUUGAUUUUGUGGGAAAUUGUGUGGAAUGAUGGUAAAAGGAGAGCUGAGUGUAUCAGGCCCUUAUCGGUAGCUGAAGGCGCAAUUAAAUUAGUCAAAAAUUUAUAUAAACAAACACCCAAGGGGAGGCAGAAGUUUGUAAAUGACAGGCGUUCUGAUUCCAUUCGGACCUAGUUAUGAGUUCGAAAUAGUGUACAGCCAGAAGCUAAAUAGCACAAAAUAAGCUAAGAUAGGAUGAUCAGUUUAUUGACGACCCCAGCACAGCUACUUACCAUGUAAAUGUACAUAAUACAUUGGUCUGAGUUGAAAUUAUCAUGCAAGUAGAAAGAGACAGUAGUGUAUUUUACAUUAAACUAGCACAGUAAGUGUGACCAUUUUAAAUUGUAGAUUUUAGUGGUCAUUCGCUUAAUAUAUUUAACUAGAGAAUAUUACAAUGUACUGAUCAGAAUCAGAUCUGGAAAUCAACUCAAUGCGAGGCAAAACUAUUUUUAUAGUUUUUAUAGUUUUCAUUCUAUGAUACUGAAACAAAUAUAUAGUGUAGAUAUUUUAUAAAUCUUUCAAUAUUAAUCUGUGUAUGCUUUUUUCUGUUUUGCUGAAUGUAUGAUUAAUAAACAUAAAAAUUUAAUUAAGUUUGUACUCGAAUACUAAGAUUACACAUUAGUCCUGUCAAACGAUUAAUUGCAAUUAAUCGCAUCCAAAAUAAAAGUUUUUGUUUACAUAAUAUAUGUGUGUGUACUAUGUAUAUUUAUUCAUUAUAUAUAAAUACACACAAAUACAGAGUAUAUUUUUAAAAUAUUUACAUGUUUUAACAUGUAUAUAUUUCUAUUCAUAUAAUUUAUAAUAUAUAAAUAUAUUUAAUAUAUAAACAUAACAUUUUUCUGAAAUAUAUACGUGCAAGUGUGUGUAUUUAUUUCUACACCUAAUAAAUAUACACAGUACACAUAUAUUAUGUUAACAGAAACAUGUACACAUUAAAUUGAUCAAAACUGAUAGUAAAGGCAUUAAAAAAGUUACUAAAGAUUUGUAUUUCAUGUAACACAAAAUAGUUGUUUUCAGCAUUGAGGUUAAUAAAUAGAUUUUCCUUGAGCAGCAAAUCAGUAUAUUGGAAUGAUUUCUCAAGGAUCAUGUGACACUGAAGACUGGAGUAAUGAUGCUGAAAAUUCAGCUAUGCCAUCACAGUAAUAAAUUACAUUUCAAAAUACAUUAAAAUAGAAACAAAAAGUUAUUUUUAAAUUCUAAUAACAUUUCACAAUAUUACUAAUAUUAUUAUUUUUGUGUCAAAUAAAUAUUCUUAUUCAAAAUAAUGAAAAAAAUUACCAAUUCCAGACUUUUGAAUAGUAAUGUAUUUUAGAUGAUUAUAUAAGAUUCAACCAGAGUCAAAUUCACAGAUCUGUUGCUGAAAUGCCAAGCAAUAAAACAACUGGCACUUGAAGCCCUCAAGGCUCUUCAUUAUUAGUCAGCUCAAAUUGCUGGAUGAAAACAAAUCUUUGGCAAGUGUUUUCAGACUAAACCGUGUCUGCACAUCCCACCCACACCUUAUUCAAAUACACAGGUUGAAAAUAAGUAACGUCUGUAAUCAAACUGACAUUCAUCACAGUGGAAUGUCGAGAGGCUUUCAUUUAAUAGAUAUGUUUUCUUUAAUUAAAAAAGAAGUUUAAAUCUCAGUGUGUACUUUGUCCCAGUCAACAAAAGAAGAAGUGAUUUUCAUCAAAAGAUCCAUUUAGCUCAAAAAUGGUAAUGUGACAUGCAUUUGAUAUUAAUUGGGGCAAUAAAUAUUUGUUUGUUUA
Messenger RNA from Labeo rohita (rohu), 3649 nucleotides. Its product is annotated as cytochrome P450 4V2. NCBI's taxonomy places the organism in Eukaryota, Metazoa, Chordata, Actinopteri, Cypriniformes, Cyprinidae. The record is from RefSeq and is a predicted model, not a curated record. Gene Ontology annotation, molecular function: heme binding; monooxygenase activity; iron ion binding. The transcript has 11 exons.